AUGAAGCGAUUUCAGGUUGCUAGAGAAUUAGAAAAUUUCGGAAGACAAAAUGAUGCUGUAGUGCUUAAUCCUGAAGAAAAUGGCCGAUAUUAUGAAGAACCUUUGAAAUGCGCGAAUAUUUUGAUAACUGCAGGUGAUAUUGUUCUGGACGUUAUGCAAGCACGUGAGAUAUAUGACAGCAUGUUACAACACGGAAGACGUACAAAGCGCAAAUUUAUUCGUUCUGAAUUACGCCGAUGGGAUACAAGCAAGCCAAUAAUAUAUACAUUUGAUGGAUCACACACUAACCAUGAACAGCAAGUCAUUGAAUUAGCACUAGAACAUUGGCAUAACAUAACAUGCCUAAAUUUCGAACGUAAAGAUAAUGAUAUACAAGGAAGCCGAAUUGUUUUCACGGAUGUUGAUGGUUGUGCAUCCAAUGUUGGUCGUCAUCCAUUAGGCGAACCGCAAUUUGUAUCUUUGGCACCGGAAUGCAUCAGACUGGGAGUGAUAGCUCAUGAAGUAGCCCAUGCAUUGGGAUUUUGGCAUGAGCAAUCUCGUCCUGACCGUGACAACUACGUAACCGUUCGCUGGGAGAACAUUGAUCGUGAAAGUAAGGGUCAGUUUUUGAAAGAACUACCGACAGAUGUAGAUGACGGUGGUGUCCCUUACGAUUAUGGAAGUAUUAUGCAUUACAGGAGUAAAGCAUUUAGCCGCUAUGAAGAUCUAUUCACCCUGAAUACAAACAUUGCUGAUUAUCAGAAAACUAUUGGGCAACGCGACCAAUUAUCUUUCAACGAUAUUCGUCUCAUGAAUAUCAUUUAUUGUAGCAACUCAUGCCCAUAUAAAUUGCCUUGUCAACGAGGGGGUUAUACAGAUCCAAGACGAUGUGAACGAUGCAGGUGCCCUGACGGGUUUACUGGAAAGCUUUGUGACCAGAUAAUGCCUGGAUAUGGAGCAGAUUGUGGCGGUCGUUUAGAGUUAACAUCCAGCUGGAAACGCAUCACAAGUCCUAAUUAUCCGAGAGAAUUUAAAGAGGGACAAGAAUGCAGCUGGCUUCUGGUCGCUCCACCAGGUCAACGAGUACAAUUACGUUUUUAUGGUGAAUUUGAAAUGUACUGCAAAGUACGUCACUCACUUUGUAUGGACUAUAUCGAGAUACGAAAUUCUACCGAUUUCGCCAACACAGGAAUGAGAUACUGCUGUUAUGGAACACCACAAUCGUCAAUUAUGUCCGCGACUGAAGACAUGUUGGUACUUUUUCGAUCGUUCUAUCGAAGUGGAAGAGGUUUCCAGGCGCAGGUACGCGCACUUCCAGCAAGCGGUUCGUUCUUGGGGUGGUCCCAGUGGUCUGAGUGCAGUGCAUCGUGUGGCGCUUGCGGUGUCAGGCAUCGUCGACGUAUUUGUGUCGGUGGUGCCUGCAUUGGUGAACGGUCGGAGAGUGAGGUCUGUGCACGAAUUCCAUGCAAAGGAUUCUGUACAAGGAAAACAUUUGAGCAGACGCGUUGCGGAGGGCUACUAGCCCUUUUCGAUGGCAUGGAAUGCAAAAGGCAUAUAUUUUUUUUCCCCGAAAUACUAAAUACUACAUUAUAA
Molecule: messenger RNA, 1572 nt
Organism: Thelazia callipaeda (thelaziosis nematode)
Lineage: Eukaryota; Metazoa; Nematoda; Chromadorea; Rhabditida; Thelaziidae
Source: the annotation of a GenBank genome assembly